UGCAAGUGAAUUUGUUUACAUUGAAGAGAUUUGUUAGAACGACUGCAAAUUAGAAUAUAACAAAUACAUAAUAUGUGCCUUUAAAAAACAAUAACUUUUGCUAGUAAUGAUACCAAGACAAUGUCAUUAUCAAAAUUGUUCCCUUGUUUUCAAUUUCGAUUGGAAGACAACAUUAAUAAAUUAGACUACAGUAAUAAUAUAUUGUCGGAGGGAUUUCCUCAAGUGUGGCAAUAUGAAAGAACUUUGGAAGAAUUGAAUGUGAUGUCAACACGGAUCAACUAUUUUCCGCCGCAACUAUUUUAUUGUCAAGGACUUAAGAUUAUAUUAGCCAAUAACAAUAGCUUAGAAAGUAUCCCAGAAGCCAUCGGAUCAUUACGUCAGUUACAGCAGCUAAACUUAAGUAGAAAUUUUAUUUCGAAUGUUCCCGACAACAUAAAAUCCUGUAAGAAUUUAACACACUUGGAUCUCAGUUGCAAUAUGUUGCAAAAACUGCCCGAUGCUAUAACAUGUCUGAUUUCAUUGCAAGAGAUUAUUUUAAAUGAAACAUAUUUAGAGUUUUUGCCAGCUAAUUUUGGACGUUUGGUAAAUUUGCGAAUAGUAGAACUGCGUUCAAACAAUUUAAUAUCACUGCCGAAAUCGAUGCAGCGGUUAACUAACUUACAACGUCUUGAUAUUGGAUGUAAUGAGUUUACGAAAAUGCCAGAAGUGAUAGGCGAAUUAAAGCAAUUGCGUGAAUUUUGGUUUGAUUUCAAUCAAAUUCAAAAUUUGCCUCUACAGAUUGGCAAAUUAAGGGAGUUAGUUCAUUUUGAUGGAAAUGGAAACUGCUUAAGCUACUUGCCAAAUGAAAUUGAUAAUUGGCGUAAUUUGGAAGUAUUCUCAGUAUCAAUUAAUAAUUUAACAACACUUCCCAACAGUGUUGGUAUGCUAAAGUCAUUGGUAACGUUAAAAUGUGAAUCGAAUGAAUUAACUGAACUGCCAGGAAGCAUAUCAAAUUUGGAAAAUUUGGAAGAAUUAGUUUUGAGCCAUAAUAAACUGGUUCGCUUGCCAAAUACAAUAGGAAUGUUAAGAAAGUUGCGGUAUUUAUUUGCUGAUGAUAAUAAUUUGCAGAAACUACCUGACGAAAUAUGCUCUUGUUCCGUACUAAGUGUUCUUAGUAUUAGCCGAAAUAAUAUAGCUGCCUUGCCCGACAAUAUAGGGCAUUUAACAAAUCUCAAAGUUUUGAAUAUUGUUCAAAAUAAUAUUGAUACUUUGCCUAUUACGCUUUUAAGUUUAGUAAAUUUGACAUCUUUAUGGAUUAGCUGUAACCAAUCUCAACCUCUGAUGCCACUGCAGUAUACAGACAUUUCAAAAAAAACCCAAUUGACCUGUUAUAUGCUACCUCAGUUGGGUAUUAGGCAAAAACUAUCCCAUCAAAAUAAUAUUGAUAAAGAUGCCAAGAACGACAUUCAAAUGGUACAACUAUUAGACAAAGCAGCUGAAUGUACUACUUCCAAACGUCGAAUAUGGUUUGCUGAAGAAACUACAGUAUUACAAACAGAUCCACAAAUAACACUGAUGUCUUUGACAAGAUCGACACCGAAAAUGCGUAGCAAUUCCAAUAAAGAUAUCGUAUCAUAUACUAAUAUCUCCGGACCUCAAUUAACAAAAAGUCCUUGUGAAAUAACAUCUGAAAAUACAAACUUAGUACCCCUGAUUAAUUCUAAAGACUUUCUAAUGCGGUCACCAACACCAUACCCCAAGGAAUUACGUUUGAUGUCAAAAUAUGUACAGGUUAAUCAAGAAAGAAAUUUUAAUAGUUGCAAUAAUGAAAGCGAGGAAAGUUUUUAUGAAGAAAAUAGUUAUGAACAUGCCUCGACAUCUUUGCUACAAUCUAAGAGUAAUAACUUUAAGAAUGAUCAUGAAAGAUGGACUUAUAAUAAUUCUGUAGAACAGCCGCUUUAUGAAACUAACAAUGAAUCAUAUAAUUUAAAAAUCAGAAGUAAAGAUAUCGACGGAAACUUACAGACUUAUUCACCACAAAUACAAAACCAUAGUGUAGAAAUGGAACAGCAUUUACAAAUACGACAAGAAUUCGCAGCUAAUCAUCAUCAACAAUUUGUUAGUCUAGACAACAGUCCAAUACCUCCUCCUUAUCACGUUGCACGAUGCUUCACAAAAAAGAGUGUUGAAGAUUUAACAAAAUAUGAAUUUUUACGAAAACGACAAGAGCAGCAUCAUAAUUACCACCAAAAUACUGACAAUAACCAACAAUGCCUACGAAACAAUACAGAUUCCAAGUCUGAACUAAAAUUUGAUCAUCAAAAUAAUUUAACAAUUCAAAAAUUUGAACAGAAGGAGGGAGAAGGAGCCGAUAGUUCUAUGACAUUUAUUGCAAAUGGAAGAAAUGAAUUUUUAGAUACGCCAGACACGGCGCAAACUUCUAAUUGCCUUACAAAAAAUAAAAAAUGUAAAUCGAGAACUAAGUGGCUUUUUGGCGUCCAUAGAAAUCCAAGAGUGAUACAGGUCAAUAUUGGUUGCGAAAAUGGUCAAGACUUUGCGAUUGAUAUUUUGCCUAAUAAGGAAGGAAUAUUCGUUGUCUCAACGGUUUCAAAUUCAAAUGCAGCACAAUUAAUACACCCAUUUGACAAACUACUUGAAGUGGAUGGUGUCGACUUCACAAAUAUAAGUAUAAAUGAAGCAAGGCAAGUAUUAGAAAAUUCUCGUCCAUCAAUAUCCAUAAUGCUAUCGCGCAAAUAAUACAUAGAGUAAUAUUAACUAAAAUAUUCUAAAUAUAGUUAUAAUAUUUAAAAUACUUUAA
Messenger RNA from Calliphora vicina (urban bluebottle blowfly), 2797 nucleotides. Its product is annotated as protein lap1-like. Gene Ontology annotation, molecular function: protein binding. Lineage: Eukaryota; Metazoa; Arthropoda; Insecta; Diptera; Calliphoridae. The record is from RefSeq and is a predicted model, not a curated record. The transcript has a single exon. The coding region runs from base 121 to 2736 and encodes 871 amino acids. Gene Ontology annotation, cellular component: postsynaptic membrane; basolateral plasma membrane; adherens junction. Gene Ontology annotation, biological process: receptor clustering; neurotransmitter receptor transport postsynaptic membrane to endosome; embryo development.